CGGCCAUUGGCCGCAGUGGCGCGAGGCGGGCCCCGGUUAUUGUCCCGACCGGCGGCGGCGAUCGGAGCUGCGAGAGCGGCUGCGGCGGCGCGGGGCGGCAGCGGGUGGUCGCGCGGCCCAGCGAAGGCAGAGGCGGCCGAGACCAUGGCUGGAGGCAAAGCUGGAAAGGAUAGUGGGAAGGCCAAGGCCAAGGCAGUGUCUCGCUCACAAAGAGCUGGACUACAGUUUCCUGUGGGCCGCAUCCACAGACACUUGAAGACUCGUACCACAAGCCAUGGACGGGUGGGUGCCACUGCUGCCGUAUAUAGUGCUGCGAUUCUGGAGUACCUCACUGCUGAGGUGCUGGAGCUGGCAGGUAAUGCUUCCAAGGAUCUCAAAGUAAAGCGUAUUACUCCACGUCACUUGCAGCUUGCAAUCCGUGGUGAUGAAGAGUUGGAUUCUCUUAUCAAGGCUACCAUAGCUGGGGGUGGUGUGAUCCCUCAUAUCCACAAAUCUCUGAUUGGAAAGAAGGGACAGCAGAAAACUGCUUAGAGGGUUGUUUUAACCAAUCCUCUUCCUCCCCGUCAUUGUACUGUAACUGGGACAGAAGAUAACAGUGGGGAUAUGUGGAAUUUUUAAAAACAGUUAAAUGGAAAGGCAUAGACAAUUACUGUAGACAUGCUAAAAGAAACAUUUGUAUGUUCUUAGACUCAAAGUUUGAUAAAGUACCUUUUCAUGUGGUGACAGUGUGUGUUGAUUGGCUAGGUUUCUCCCAUAUGUUUUAUACAAAAAUGGAAUUGAUAAACCAUUUUUUACAAAAUUAUUGUCUCAAAAUUGUUCUGUUCAUGAUGUAUUGAAAAUAUUUUGCUCAGCUUUUGAAAUUUUUUUAAAUCAUAAUCAUUACUCAGAAUAGUCUUAAAGUAGAAAUUGGGAAUAUAGCUUUAUCAUGAUUGAUAUUCCAUGUUAUAUUGAAUGUUAGACGCUAUCAAUUUGUUGUAAUGCUCCAUUAUCUUAUUAUAUACCACUAAGAAAGGAAAACUCCUUGAAUUAAUACCAUCAAUUAUAGGAUACAUCUCAAUUUCAGAGAUGUUAGAAUAUGGAAAAAUAUGCAUUUUAUACCGAAAUGGGGUAGUAGAUUUACUGGAAUCCUUUACUGAGUACUUACCACGUGCCAGGCCCUGUGGUCAGUGCUUUACUAAUCAAGAAAUCUUAUCCUCACAUUAUAGACAUGGUUCCUGAGGUUCACAGAAAUUAAAUGAUCUGCCAAAAAAUAUUUAGGACUAACAGAAUAUACACCUAGAUCUUAAUGACUCUAGAGCCCACACCCUUACCUGGAUUUAAUGUUAGAUUUAUCAAACCUUUCUGCUUUUGGCUUAAAAUUCCAACUUUUGGUGGUCUUUUAUUGAUAUAGUAACAGUAAUUUGUACAAUCUUUUAAAAAUUAUUUUUCGUUGUCAGUUUCUAAAUAACUGUUAGAAGAUUUAAGUUAAUGUACUAAUUAAUGGUCCAUCAGAAAAUUCUAUUUUUCUGUCUUGUCAGGAAAUCUUCACAAAGAAGGAAAUUUUUGAUGUUUUAUAGUAUAACACUAUCAAAACAAAACUCAAUUUUAAAAAUAUUUUAUUAUGGAAAUCCUCACAAAUACACAAAAAUAAAGAGAACAGUAUGAUUAAGCCCAUCUUCCAACUUCA
This is a messenger RNA of Ictidomys tridecemlineatus (thirteen-lined ground squirrel), 1666 nucleotides long. RefSeq names its product H2A.Z variant histone 2 (gene H2az2). Lineage: Eukaryota; Metazoa; Chordata; Mammalia; Rodentia; Sciuridae. The record is from RefSeq and is a predicted model, not a curated record. Gene Ontology annotation, cellular component: nucleosome. Gene Ontology annotation, molecular function: DNA binding; protein heterodimerization activity; structural constituent of chromatin.